Ruditapes philippinarum (Manila clam) is the source of this 8086-nucleotide messenger RNA. RefSeq lists its product as uncharacterized. The transcript has 25 exons. Gene Ontology annotation, cellular component: Set1C/COMPASS complex. Gene Ontology annotation, molecular function: histone binding. The coding region runs from base 170 to 3838 and encodes 1222 amino acids. The record is from RefSeq and is a predicted model, not a curated record. Lineage: Eukaryota; Metazoa; Mollusca; Bivalvia; Venerida; Veneridae.
AUUAUUGGCAUGUUCUAUGAGGAGCGAAAUACAGAGGUUCGAAAGUUUUUUGUACGAAACAACAUGGAAACAAAAUGGCGGAUGAAAACAACUUUCCGUCAUUUUUAAGAUAAACACUAAAAAUGGUUCAUCAGUGACCCUAUAACUUUCAUAUCGACACACUUGCACCAUGCCAGCCUUCAUUGCCCCUAUAGAGCAUACUCGGGCUGCUUUUCUGAAGCACCCAGAUGGACUUAGGUUUGGCAAUUUUGAAGGGAUAGUACACUUACCACCUGUGCCAGUAGAUAGAAAGUUGGUUUCACAAAGUUACUCCACUCUCAACAAUCAACAGAUAUAUAAGACAGUAUGUGAGUGGUAUGAUGGCUGGAGACCAUGGCAACAGAAAGUGUUACUGUGUGGUAUUGUGGACAGAUGUUCUGUGCGGCAAGUGGAUAUACUGGCUACAACACUAGAACCAAUACGUCACAGAGAUUAUACUGUGGCAGUUAAACACCAAUACCCAACCACACCUCUGAAAAAUAUACAAGACAAACAAGGAAGGAAGAAAAAGAAGAAAAAGACGAAGAAAAAAACUGUUCGAAAAGAUGAGAGUGAGUAUCAGAGAACAUUAAAUGUAGAUGGAACCUUGGCUGGUGCUGUAACACCGGAAUCUGUAAUUGAUACAAACCGAGAAGUCCUUGCUUCACAUGAUCAGGAAACAUUCAAGGAAAGGCUGGAUGAAAGUCGAACACAUAAGAAACAACUUUCUAUGAUACCGCAAGAGAAAACUAAAGAGUUUACAAAUAUUGAAGAUAAAUUUGACAAUGUUGAAUCCUAUGCUGAUUCUGUUGCUAAGAGAAUUAUUGAUGAGUCUAUUCCACAGACAGUACAGGUGUUUGAACCAUCGGAACUCUAUGCUCAGGACCUUGCUAGUAGUAUAAUGCAGCAAGCCAUGGAACAUGUUGGUAAUAUCAUGGAUGAGAAAGAGAAAUCUAUUAAAAAGCAGACAGAGAAAACAAGAUUGCCGGAAGCUAAACCAAACGAAAAACCAAAGGAAGAUGUUAAAGUUAUUGCAAAAGUGGAACCACCAAAAAUUCAGACACAUAAAGGCAACUACACUGAAACCACGGCAACAGAAGUAGAAGAAAAACAGAUUGAUUUGUCUGUUCUAAAUAAAUACAGGAAGUAUAAACCACCAAAAGAGGGUGAUAAAUCAAACAGAUUUUACAAGAUGGAAGGAAGACCCAAAUCUCUUGUACGCCUCCUUAUCCCAGAUUCCAAUGACAACACUGUAAGAGACAGUAAACGUGUGACAAGUCCUCGUUCAGUGGUAUCUCGUAGUUUCUCCGCAGUCACUCACAGUACACUCAGUGACCUUAGGUACCAUCUGUUUGGUGCCCGGUCUCUCAAAACUCCGGACUACUUCAGGAAAGAUGGUGUCUCUAGUUUGCAAGGUGGUUUGCAGCAUUUACGUUCAGGAAUAGUAAGGAGACCAAUUGGUAUGCAUAGUUUGCCUGUACCUAUCUCAAAAAUGUACAAAAGUGUAAAAUGGUGGACAGAAUUGCCAGGUGAUGGUAAAUCCCUGGUACCAGCACAGAAAGAUGAACUUGGGGCCUACUUCAAGGAUCAAUUGCAUCAAGUCUGGAGUUGGAUGGAACUAUGGGAAGACUAUGAAAAGAUUGCUUUAUUAAAAGAAUUGAUAAAGUUAUGUUGUCCAGAAGAUCUGAACUUUCUUUGUGGUCAUCUUGAACAAAAACUGAGAAAUGCAAGAGAUAUUGGCAGAAUGUCGGACAAACUUUUGCUCUACAUUUUCUCCUUCAUACCAGCUGAUGAACUUUCUAAAGUCAAGAGGGUAUCUAGAAGAUGGAGAUACCUAUGUGCCACUGAUGACCUAUGGAUGGUAAAAUGCCAUGAGUUAGGUUUGGCUGAAGGUAUCAAGAAUCUAGAACAAAUGAUUGUUAAAGCUAAGGGUUAUAGAAUGGUUAUAGACUGGAAAAUGGCAUAUGAUGAAAUUAAGAGAAUUACAUACAACAUGAAAAUGGGCAUGAAAAAGAAGAAAGUGAAACCAGUCCAAAAAGGACGUACAGUUGAAUUCAAGGAACAGCUGGAACUGUUGAAGAGAAAAGAUGAUGAUGAGGAGGAUAAACAACAGAAAACUGUUGUUGAUAAGAAGCCAGAACUGCCCGUAACUUUUGAGAUUCCAAAAUUUGAAAAACCAAGACAAGUAGCGUCUGAGAGUUCAUCAAACAGUCUGUUUUCUGAGUACGAUCUAGACACUUACGAUCGUCCUAGAUUUCAGUUUAGAAAUCGUAUCGAAGCCUCACAAGAGGUCCCACGAGGGUCUCUUAAUAGGGACGAGCUUCAUGAUAUGAUUAAGAAAAUGUUAUUUGAGCCAGAAGAGAAAGAGAAACAGCGAGAAGCUGCUAGGGGGACACCUGUCAUAGUUGAGUUAGAGGUACAUCGAGGCACUAUCUCGGCAAUACGACGUCAAGAGAGAGGGGAGGAUGAUGAUGCUCACAGCGUGUUGUCCGAGGACCUCCGUGAGUUUGAUGAUGAAUAUAAACUUAAAUGGGAGAAAAAGCCAGAGAAAAGACCAGGAUAUUUCAGUCAGGAACCUAUACGUGCUGUAUCUACAGAGGGAGGGGUUGAGAUUUUAUCUAAGUCUGAGGACAGAUUUGAUAGAAUUAAGAGAAUGCAGGCAGGCAUGACUCCUAGAGCAGGUCCAUCAAUAUUAAGAAGAAGAAAAGAGAUGGUAGAUGAUGCUGGUAUGGACGAUGCUGCCUAUGAUAUAAGACCUGAUCUCUUUCCUGCUGAAGAUAUCAUGGGUAAAGCAAAGCCACAUAUGAGUCUAGAAUGGCAAAUGGAUCAAACACCAAGAGAUGAUGAGGAUGAAGAAGAAGAAGCUAGAUCUAGAAGAAGGAAACAAGCAGUUUUUGUUGGAGAAGUAAGAAGUGUUCUCAGGGCUAGAAAACUACAGGGUCACAUGAGUGGUAUAACAUGUAUACAAUUUGACCAGCGUAGACUGAUCUCUGCUGGUCUGGACAGAGUCAUCAGAAUGUGGGAUAUCAGAAGUGGACGCAGUCUGCACAAAUUCUUUGGACAUAAGGGAGGAAUACGAUGUUUAAACUUUGUUGGUAAUGAACUAGCUACAGGGUCCUGGGAUACUACAGUGAUGAUUUGGGAUUUACGUAAUUUAUGCAGACGAUACAUUCUAACUGAUCAUUCUGAUAGUGUUACAUGCCUGGCCAUGAACCAGGACUUCCUAAUAUCUGGUUCGGCAGAUUGUACGGUACGUGUGUGGAGACGAACAUCUUACCUAUGUUGUAAUGUUAUCAGAGGGCAUAAAAUGGCAGUUAAUAGUAUAGCUUUUGAUGGUACUCAUGUUGUCUCAGCUUCUAAAGAUAGAACUCUGCGACUGAGUAAUAUAGUAUCAGGAGAAUGUGUGCGGACAUUUAAUGGUGCUGAUGCUGAUAUUGUCACUGUAACUAUGAAGGGCAGUUUAAUCUUGAGUGGUGACAUGAAUGGUCAUGUUUAUUUCUGGAACAAAUUAUCAGGAGAAUGUGAGGCAGCAAUACAAGCACAUCCUGAGUCUGUUAACAGAAUUGUAUACAGGGAAGGCAGAUUCUAUACAGCUUCUGGUGAUGGAACAAUUAGGGAAUGGGACCUGGUUACAAUGACAAGUGUUAGACUUCUACAAGGGCACAAGGGGCCAGUCAAAGACCUUAAGGUUACUGGAGAUCGUAUGGUCAGCUGUAGUGAUGAUGGUAGUAUAAGAAUCUGGGACCUGUUUGACCCCAGGAAGAAAACAAGUGAGGAGGAACAGAUAAAACAGCUGCAUCAAGAAUGUCCAACACUUUGACCUUCUGUGCAGUGACCCUGACAUCUGACCUUGCCAGUUGAUAUAGGAAAAAUUCUCAUAUUUAUGCAUUUUAUAGGGAAAUGUUGAACUACACUUUCUGUGAUAAUAAAAUGUAUGCAAAGACCAGUGUGAUGUUGGUUGAUAGAGUUAUGUGAAGUUUGUUUUUUUCUGUGAUAUUUUGUCUUAAAAUGUUUUACAAUAGACAGCCAUGAUAUAUUCAUACUGUGAUAUAUUUUAUAUUAAUAUACAAUGGUUUAAUGAGAACAUUACAUUUGUUAGUAAUAAACAAAUAUUCUGAUAUGACAUUGUCAAAAUUUGAUGCAAUGAAACUUGACAAAUACCUGUUAAGAAAUAGAUUGUGAUUCAAAGGAAAACAAUUUGUUUGUAACAUUUCUGGAAACACUUGAUGCUAAAGAAUGUUAUCUUGAUUUCUUUAUUCCAUUUGAAAAUGAGUUAAAGACUUUUCGCAUCAAGCAUUAAUUAAAUAGUACUUUUAUACUAGCAUCACAUUAUGGUGUUUCUGUUUGCUGCUGAUGUUGUUAUUGCUGUUGUUGUUGUUGAUUUUUGUAUGGUUUUUAGUUCUAUGAACAUAAGAACACUUUUCAUACGCAUUUUACAUUUAUUUAAUCAAACUAGAUAAUCAAAAGCAGAGCUUUUUUUUCUGUGCAUAACAUAUAAAAGUGAGAAUCAUGUUUUGUUUUAAAUGGUGCAAGUAUUAAAUCAUGUAUUGUUUUUAUAACAAGUUGUAGUGAAGUUAAACUGUGUUUUGUUUUGAUAAAUUUGUUACUUUUUGUACACCAAUAAAACGUUACAUUAUAAAAUAAGAAUGAUUAUUUCAAAUACAAUUUAAAUUAUACUGUACAUCAUUUACCUGUAAAAGAUUAUUGACACAUUUUGUGAAAACAUUUUAUUUUUUUUUUUACAAUUAUUUUCAUUAAAUUAAGAUGUUGUACUUCUGAGCAUUUUUUUGUUAAGACUGCGUUUUGAUUACAGUGUUAAAUAUUAGGGGCGCCAGUGCCUUAUGCUUAGCCAACUUAGCUGUAAAUGUAUCUGCCUAUGUGAUGGAGGGAUUGUGGGCUUGAAUACUGCUGUGGAAAUAACAAAUUACAAGGUUCUUGAUAUGACAUUAGCAGUACUGCUUGGUUACAGGAAACAGACUAUACAUGUAGAAUGGUUCUAAUAAAGGUUUCAAGCUUUCUAUCCAAUUGAUAUUCGGGGUCAAUACUCUUCUGUGCCUGAAAUGGGGGAAGCACUCUUAUUAAGCUUAAAGCACAUAAUUGAUCAAAAAUAAAUAAUUUUGAAACUAAUAAAAACAAAGUACCAUCAGAGUGAAUAUGGCAUAUCUCAAGUACUAUUAAUUGUAUUUAAAAGUGUAUCAAUUGAAAAAAAAAGAAAUUGAAAAAAGAAAGAAGAAAAAAAGAACAAACUUGUUACUUUUAAGUAAACUCUUAAUUUAUUUUCGCUAAUUUAGAUAAAAUGUAACAUGUAAUAAUAAGAUAUACAAGGUAUUGUGUUUACCAGUAACUGAGAUUACAGCUGGUUUUAAUGUUUUGUUUAUAGGUUGAAAAGACAUGUAGAUUGAAGUUAAUGAGUUCAGUAGAGAUAUUAUCUAUGUAUUCGGGCAGUUGAUACUAUAUUUAACAAUGCGACAGAUCAUCUGUAAUAAAUUACGAGCGGUAUAUUAAAUGUACGUGGACAAAACCGUAUGAAAAGUUUAAGGAUGUUAAUAGGUCCGGAGGAUAUUUGAUUACCCAGAUAUACCCGAAUUGCGGGCAAUGUGAAAUAUUCGAUAUGACAGGCAGGGUGUGAUGCCCAAUAGAUAUAUUUAUACACAUUUUUGCUGAAUCAGCGUCAAUCAAAUGCUUGUUUAUUCUAAAUUCAAACCUCUGUUUACCCGGAUGGUGUCAUUAUUAGAUACUGCUUACUGGAAUUCCUUUACUUUUCUUAAGAAAUUUAAGAUGGAUACAAUAUGUAUUGAAUAUCUUUUAAAUGAACAGACUCUGAUAUUAUCAAAAUGUAAACACAUUAUUUAUUGAGGUAAACGUUACAGUGUAUUCUUUAUGUGUUUUUGAAAGUAUUGUUUUACAGGAAAACAAUGACGAUGAAAAUUGAAACCUGUAAUUUUAUAGAAAUAUAGCGUCAGGGCAUCUCGCUGCGAGCAUGUGGAAUGUUAUCUUGCACUCGCCACUAUUCAUCACCCAGCCACACAAUGGAUAUCAGUUUUUGCUUCUAUCAAUAUCAAGUGACAAUAGUUUAUUUUACUAUAGUACAAACAUAUGACAUGUGGGUUUAUAAGAUUAUCAAAUAAAAGGAAUACUUUUUGUGUACUCGUUUGUUUUCACCUCAUUUUGUGCUUGCCCUAAAUGGCAUAUCAGAUUGUUUUACAAUCAUUGUACUAUGUUGAACAAUUAUCCUGUAUAUCAGUAUCGUAGAACAGGGUGUUAGAAUGUUAUGUUUUUAUUUUGCUACAUCAUCAUGUCAUGGCUUCCCUCAAACAUUUCUGAGAUUGAAAUCUAUAAAAAAAAACUAGUUAAAGACAAUUACCAACAAACCUGAUAUUCAUAUGAUGUUCUGCUUGACAAAAAACAAAACAAAAGAAGCAUAGUUUGAUCAUUUUUUCUAGGGUUUUUGGUUGUUUGUUUUCUUUUCAAAUAUUUUAAUGAUACAUGUACAUUGAGAAUCAACAUUUUAUUGUAAUAUUCAAUGAAUGUUAAACCUCUGAUUAGAAAAUUUUCAAGUCUUUGCUGUUUUGAUCAUGACAUAAUUAAAAAAAAAAUUGACAUUUUAUUUAGAAAAGAAUUUGUUGUUUCAUUGUGCCCAUUCUACUAUUAACAAUUUACCGUUUUCUCCUAAAGCCAGUACAGGACAAGGUCAGAAUGCACAUUGAGGUAGUCUGACAACAUUCUAUACUGUUGCCUGCUUAACAUUUGAUAUUAAAAACCCCUUGUAAUUAAUAAUGGAAGAUUCCAAAGUUAAAGCAGGGCAAGUCCUUUUAACCAAUUAAGCAUGGUUAAGAUUUUAAUUACAGUUUUAAAGCUUUCACUGUGAUUCAGGGUGUUAACAAUAAUUUAUUGCAAUGUGCUUUUUUUCUAACAAGAUUUUUGUUGCAUUUAUUUUACAUGAUAUGAUGUAUUUACAUUGGGUACUCCGCUUUGAAAUAGGAAAAGUUUGAGGAUAUUUAUUUUAAAAACUCAUUUUGAUUUAAUUUUCAUUUUUGUUUGUUUAAUUAAUCAGUAUUUUUGUUUAUUUCUGAAUCUCAGGCUUUUGUUGUUGUUGUUUGUUUCUGGUAGUGUUGAAUCUUUGUAGUGUUGUAAUGAUAAUAAUAAUUUACACUUGUGUCUAUAUUAGGCUUAGAGGUACAUCUAUACACACUUUGUGUGAGUGUAGGACCAUAAAAUGAACUUAUGUGUUUUGUUAAAAUAUAGUUAGACUUUCACCAGAUUUGGUUUGAAGCUACAUUCAAAAUUUUCUCUCUCAAUUUUGACCUUAAUUUUCAGCAUCUUCUUAUAAAUGUCUUAAAUUAUGAGAGAAAAAAAAACACUUUUUCUGAACCAUGCAUGACCUACUUUUAACCCUUGACCUGCUGUAAGAGAACGUGAUUAGCCUUUGCUGCCAGUAUAGAACCAGGCCAGCCUGUACAUUCUGUAGAGAUCUGACCAGGUUUUAUACUGUUGGUAGCUCAGUUUUGAUAGUUUGGUAAUGAAACCCCUAUCAUUGCUAAUAGACUGUUCCAAAUUUAAAACUUGACGAAUCCAUUACAUAAAAUAGGCAGGUUAAGGGUUAAAUUAGUUUCUUUUGAACUUUGGUUGGUGCCUAAGUGCAUGUAAUAAGCAAUGGCCAUAUUUCAAGAAUAUUUGAAAACUGAUCUUGAAUUUAUAUUUAUAAAAUACAUGUAUUGUUAUUGGUGAAAAAGAAAAAGAAAUACACAUUUGUUUGGCUGGAACAAAGAUGUACAUUGAAUUAAAAUAGAAAAACAACAUUUGUUAUUGAAAAUAAAAAAAAUAUUUUUGUCAAAAAAUUAUUUUUGUCUUAAAAGUAAAUGUUUGAAAUUUUAUGACAUGCUUUAAAGAGUUAACCGUCUCAAAUUUUUGUUUUUGGUACAUUGAGGUAAUGUUUUAAAAACAUUUAUAUUGAAAAUUGCAAUAUAUUUAUUGGUUAAGAGCAAAAUGUCAAACAAUUAUUACUUUUGUUUAUACCAGGGAUGCUUGUUAUAUUAUAUUUUUCUAAUAUAAUCAUUAAAUCACAAAA